AUGAGAGGUAGAAAGCCAAGGUGGUACAGUUUGACCAAGCCCUCAUGGAACAAAUACAAUCUCUUCAACAUCGCCAAAGCGAACCUGAGACAAGGUCGCCACGGUAGGACCUUCUUCCAGCAGAAAUGGGCCGCCAAGUCCAUGACCCGUGGCUACCACGGUGCCCAUAUCAAGGAGACGGACUGGAACCGCGCCUUCUCCCGCCGCCUCUUCUCCGCCGUAGACAUGCCGCCCGAGUACCUUGCCUCCUUCGACGGCUCAGAGCAGGCUGCCGGCCGCGGUUCCGGCUUGCACGCCGAGCCUGGCUCCAAGGACCGCACGCCCACCGCCGACAACUUCUCCCAGUACGAAAAGGAACGACAGCGCCGGGUCCGCGCGCUCAAAGCCUCUGCUGGUCAGGCCAGCCAUCCGGCGCAAAGAUAUAUCGGGAGGGACUCAAAGGGCCAGAUGCUGGCCCAGCCCAUCCACGAUAUGACGCCCUACAUGCAGAUGGCCUACGCGCCGCUCGAGAGGAGGCUAGAUGUUGCCAUCUUCCGCGCCAUGUUCGCUAGCAGUACGCUCCAGGCCAAGCAAUUUUGCACACACGGCGCCGUCAAGGUCAACGGCAAGCCGAUGCGUUACGGUGCCUACAAGCUCAACCCAGGCGACAUGUUCCAAGUCGAUGUCGACUCCGUCCUCUAUGCCACUGGCCGUGCCAAAACCCCCGCCCACGCAAAGUUCCUCGCUGGUGAGGACUGGGAGACCAAGAACGCCGUCAAGGACUCCAAGGAGGGCAAGAGCCGUAUCCUCGACCCUGAAGCCUCAGAACAGGCCGCAGCCGACACACCCGUCGAGGCUGAGGCCGAAGCCGCCGCCGAGGCAGCCGUCGAGGAGGCUGAGGCAGCCACUGCCGAGGGUGGUGAGGAUGCCGCCGCCGCGUCAACAGAAGAGAGCCAGGCCUCUGAGGAGGACCGCCGCGCCGCGCAUCACAAGCAGCUCAAGGCCCUCGUCCGCUCCGCAAAGUCUCUCAUCAACGACGGUGAGGGCCUCAAUCCUCGCAAGAAGCGUCAGCUCCGCGCCUUCAUGACGGAAGCCAAGCGCGCCAUCUCUUCCUCGGGCCGUGUGACCAAUGCCGAAGCGUCUUCCAACGACCCCAACGCCGUCAUUGACAACCUGUCAGCCAUGCUCAAGGACUUCAAGCUCGACGGCACCCAAGUUGAAGCCGUUCCCGCCGAGGCCGGACAACAAGCCGAGCAGCAGCCCAAGAAGCAGUCUGAGCACAAGGAGAAGGCCGCCACCGAGACCAUUACCGACCUCGUUUCCUCCAAGGAGGUCCGCAAGCAGAUUGACGGGCUAUCACGGGACGAGCAGAAGGCGCUGGCCAACCUGCUCCGCCGGGACGCCGAGAACCCCAUUGACGAGUCCAAGCCCUACUGGACCCCCUGGGAGCCGCGCCGCUACAUGGCGCCCUUCGCCUUCAUCCCUCGCUACCUCGAGGUGAACCAGAACAUCUGCGCCGCCGUCUACCUCCGCCACCCCGUCGCCCGCCGCGGCACGGCCGAGGUGCCCACCCCUUCCCUUACGAGACCAACCAGUUGGCCUUCAACUGGUACCUGA
Molecule: messenger RNA, 1596 nt
Organism: Colletotrichum spaethianum
Lineage: Eukaryota; Fungi; Ascomycota; Sordariomycetes; Glomerellales; Glomerellaceae
Product: 37S ribosomal protein NAM9, mitochondrial
Exons: 3
Coding region: 1-1596 (531 amino acids)
Biological process (GO): positive regulation of translational fidelity
Cellular component (GO): mitochondrial small ribosomal subunit
Molecular function (GO): rRNA binding; structural constituent of ribosome
Source: RefSeq, a predicted model, not a curated record